GAAAACCGAGGCGUCGAGAACGGAACAGCGAAAGAAGACCCACGCCUUGCCAGUUGCCAUUUCCCUCGCCUCCCUCGCGAACACCGAAACGCCAACAAGAAAAACCCGGAGAGAACGAGCGUUUCAAUUUUGAUUCGAUCGAGAGAGAGAAAGAGAGAGAGAGAGUGAGUGUGAGUGAGAACGAAGAAGUCGGAGCUCUUCCGUUUCUUCUCCUGAUAAGCCGCACGAAUCGCCCCUGUCGCCGCCGCGCUGAACCCAAAUCGAAUCGACUAUGGCUCUGUGGAAUUGCUCCUCCAUGCACUGAGAUUUCCUCUUCGUUCUCAUCGAUCUGAAUUCUCCUUUAGGAUAAUGUUCUAUACUAUAAAUGGAGAGAAGUGAGCCUGCAUUGGUUCCACAAUGGUACAAGUUAGCAAAUGGGAGCAGUUCAAACAACGCCCUGCGGAUCAGCACUUCCAAACGCCCAGGUGAUAAUUGUAUGACGUUUGGAUUAAGGGAUAAAUUAAUCAGAGACCAAGAUAGGAAUUUGAGGAGUUUGAGUUCUAACAGUUCUAUUAAUCGGGAUAGAAGUAGCUUUGUUAAAACACAGACUUAUGGCAAUUUCCAAAGGUCUCGUGAGAACAACCAGGAGAAGAAUUUUGAUCACCUUAAUCGUGAAAAUAGGUCAUCUUUGAUUCACAAUGGCUUCGACUAUCAUGAUUCAUCUAGAGUAAGAGCUAAAAAAGAUUACAUGAGACGCUCCCACUCUAUGGUCACAGGAAGGCAACUCAACUUACCUAAAAGAGAGGAAUUUCCAUCACUUCAAAUUAAAAGGAGGCAGAGCUUUUCAGAUGCAGAUGUCGAAUUAUCUAUGGGUCCUAAGACUGCUGUCCACAGUCUUCAGGUUGCCACUCCUCUCAUAAUUGGAACCUCAGCUCUAGCAGAAGCACCUGUAAAAUUUGAAACUAAUGAAAAUGAUGUAGCAUCUGCAACUAAAAGCACUAUGGCAGAGACAUUAGCGCAUACUCCAUCACUGGUUGGCAACAAUCUUCAGAGGAUUGAAGAACUGGCUAUGAAAAAAUGCAAGCAGCUGAUUCCUGUGACACCUACAUUGCCGAAAUCCUUGAAUUUUAACUUAUCAGAAAAGACAAAAAUAAUAACUGCCAAAGGCAGAGGUGGGGAUUUAAGUUCUUUUACUAAGGUUGGCCAGCAGAUGAACCUUGCUGGUCGGCCACCAUCUAGGUCUGAUAUUACUAAGACAUCUCAAGCGGGAAACUUUCAAAUUCUUAACCGAGAGAAGAAUAGCAUCCUGCUUGCUGCCAAAGAUGGUUCCAGUGUUAGCAAAGUUAUCGAUCAUGCUGGGUUUGUUCCAUCUGUUGCAGUUCCUCCAAAGACCCUAGCUGAUCUUAAGCUUAGAGUUGAUGACAAGAAUGGCGCCUUCACACAGGUCUCCAAUGGGGAAAGAAAACUCCUUUCUCGUGCUCAGAACAGGAAUGAUUUCUUCAAUUUGUUGAGGAAGAAAUCAUUGACUACUUCAAGCUCUAUUUCAGACUCGGAAUCCAUUGAUGUAAUGGAGAAUCUGCAAAGCAAUUCACUUGCCAAUAUACAAAAGCAUUAUCAUCAAGGUCUGGAUUGUUCAACAGAAAGUGGAAAUUGUUCGAAUGAAGGUUUUUUAUCUACUGAUGGGACUGGUAGACUGUAUGUUGACAAAGAAGAAACUAAAUUGUGUCUGGAUGGCACCAUUGACCCGGAAGAAGAAGCCUUCCUACAAUCACUUGGGUGGGAUAAAAAUGCUGGGGAGGAUGCUUUGACACAGGAUGAAAUUGAUUCUUUCCGCAAGAAGUACGAGUCUCAGCGACCACUAAAGGCUUCCAUCAGCUAGUUUUGCACCUGGAUUUGGCGAACAAACGUGAGUUAGUUAUUAGUUGGUGAGGAGGAUUUGUGUUCUUUUUUGCCUUAAUCUCAGAGUGAUUAGAAUAUAUAGACUAAUCUCCUAUCUUAUGUUCCAUGACUAUAUAUUGAGGUUCCUUAUGCCGUGUUUAUCGCAA
Zingiber officinale is the source of this 2024-nucleotide messenger RNA. RefSeq lists its product as uncharacterized. The transcript has 6 exons. The coding region runs from base 365 to 1858 and encodes 497 amino acids. NCBI's taxonomy places the organism in Eukaryota, Viridiplantae, Streptophyta, Magnoliopsida, Zingiberales, Zingiberaceae. The record is from RefSeq and is a predicted model, not a curated record.